AUGACAUAUGUUAAUGUGAUGGACCAAGGAGCUCGUGGCGACGGCAAAACUGAUGAUUCAAAUCUUGCAGGGAAAAUAGUUGCUCCAACUAUGGAUACAUGGGUUGGUGAUAGGGGAUGUUGGAUUGUGAUCCAAUAUGUAAAUGGUUUAACAAUUGAUGGGCAAGGAGGAUAUAUCGAUGGCUAUGGUUCUUCUUGGUGGGAGAAAUGCAAAAGUUGUCAACGACCAACAUCCUUGUGUUUCCACUCUUGUAAUGGUCUUGUUGUGAGUUCUCUAAGCACGACUAAUAGUGCUAGAGCUCACAUAGCUAUAGAUGAUUGCAAUGGUGCAAGAUUUGCUCAUAUGAAUGUUAAUGCUCCUGAGAACAGUCCUAACACUGAUGGCUUUGAUAUUGCUAAUUCCAAAUAUAUAUCGAUAGAAGAUUCUACUAUAGCAACUGGUGAUGAUUGUAUUGCCAUCAACACUGGUUGCUCCUUCAUCAAUGCUACCAGGAUUUUUUGUGGACCAGGCCAUGGGAUAAGUGUUGGCAGUUUGGGUAAAAAUGGAGCUAAAGAGAUAGUUGAAGAGGUUUAUGUAUAUAAUUGCACCUUCAUUGGGACUACAAAUGGAGCAAGAAUCAAAACAUGGCCGGGUGGAUCAGGUUAUGCAAGAAAAAUCACAUUCGACCAAAUCAUACUAAAAGAUGCUAUAAAUCCAAUAAUUAUAGACCAGAACUAUGCAGUCAUGGUGAGUGAAGUGACUUAUCGUGGAUUUGAUGGAACUUCGGCUAGGAACUUGGCAAUAGACUUAAAAUGUUGCACAUUGGGUUGUUUCGGUAUUACAUUUGAUCAAGUUCACAUUAUCUCUUCACAACCCAAAAAAUCAACAUAUGCUUUUUCUAGUAAUGCCCAUGGAAUAGUUAUCAAUACUGUUCCAAAAGUCUCUUUGCCGAAAUGA
Molecule: messenger RNA, 936 nt
Organism: Cajanus cajan (pigeon pea)
Lineage: Eukaryota; Viridiplantae; Streptophyta; Magnoliopsida; Fabales; Fabaceae
Source: RefSeq, a predicted model, not a curated record